Anastrepha obliqua is the source of this 578-nucleotide messenger RNA. RefSeq lists its product as uncharacterized. NCBI's taxonomy places the organism in Eukaryota, Metazoa, Arthropoda, Insecta, Diptera, Tephritidae. The transcript has a single exon. The record is from RefSeq and is a predicted model, not a curated record. The coding region runs from base 90 to 509 and encodes 139 amino acids.
AUUAAAUCGUGCUUCGAAAGCUUAUUAAAACAAGUUUAGAAAAAUUCAAAUUUAAAAAAAUUAAGCUAUACAACCAGGAAUCCUUUAAAAUGGUUAGCAACAAGUGCAUCUUUUUUUACAUCACACUUUUCUCGAGCCUCUACACCCUUGGCAAUACCCAUCCACUGCUGGAGGAGGUGGAACAGGACGAUAAUUACGCAGCUGUUUAUUUAGUGGAUGAACAGAAUUGGCCUGAAGGGUAUCAUAUUUUGGAGCUCGUACGUCUCCCACGUUCGGCUUCCUCAUCUCAGGAAUCCUCGCAAGAAAAUAAAAGAGGCAGAGUUGAGCUAAAAUACGAAGACACACCGGAAAGAGGACGCGAAGCAACUUUGAAGUACAACCACAAUUUGCUGAGAAGCGACGACGAUAGUUACAGUAUUGAUGCUUAUGCACAGGGCAGACGUAACUAUGAUUGGAAUCAGAAUGAUUUCCAGGGCGGUCUAGAGGGUCGCUGGAAUUUCAAAGGUUAAAAUAUGUGGUAUGAUGUAAAAGAUUAUUCAAGAAAAAUUAAAUAAAAAUAGGAUUAUCAUAAAAAACAA